GAUUGCUUUCUCAAUGUAGUCCUAACGUAUUAAUUAUAACUAUUGCGAAUUAUAUUAAUUUAAUUUAUGAAAUUGUACAAAUUCUGAUGUAAAUUGUUUCUUCUAUUGUAUUAGGCAAUACACGUGUGAUUGAAAACAAGAUAUUAUUAUUAGGAUUGUUAUCUCAUGUGAGAGAGCCAAACAUGACAGAUCUCCGUAAACGUACAAAAUCACCGGCGGAGCAAACCGAGGCAGAGAAAUAUGCAAAUAAGGAAGCAAAGAAACCAACGUUCUCGUAUCGAGAAUCACCUCUUACAGUACUGAUUAGUACCUCUCUUCACAUAAGGGCGAUUUAUCACAUAUUUGUCGCUAUACUUAUCAUGUUACUGAUCGACACAGUUGUUUAUGACCUCAUAGAGCGCGGAAAGAUAAAUGUAGGAUUGAACGUGAUUGCAAAUGGUUUCGGUGACAUUGGACGAGGCGUCAGGCUAUGGCUUUUUGACUUAUCUAUAGCCCUUGCCUUUUAUCCAGCAUUGAAAAUAUAUGGAUCUAGUAGAAUGUUACUCAAAAAUUUACCAGGGUUACAGCGAGUCUGGACUGGCUUCGGGAUAAUUGGACUCGUAUCUCUGGAGACUUUGCUGAUAGCUGUGCCUACUUGGGAUCUAGGUAGACAGCAUUUGGCAAUUGCUUCCUCGGCCGCUGUCACAUGUGAAAUGUUUAGAUUUGUAAUGAAAAUUCACGCUGUCGCUAUCUCAUGUAUACCUCGCUUUCAUAAUGAGAAAAUACCGCUUCCGACAUUCAAAAGCUACCUCUAUUUCCUGUUUGCUCCAACACUCGUAUACAGAGACGAAUAUCCCAGAACAAAGAAAAUUAGAUGGGAAGUAGUCACGUUUCAUAUAUUGGAAGUGUUUGCUAUCAUAUUUUAUAACAGUUUUCUGUGGGAGCGCUUCAUCUUGCCUUAUUGGUCAGAUUAUGGAAAGCAACCAAGAAUAGAAGCAGGAACCGUAGUACGUGGCAUGUUUGCUUGUGUACUUCCUGGAGUGAUUUCCUUUUUGUGUGGCUUCUAUUGUCUCUUACACGCGUGGCUUAAUGCUUUUGCGGAAUUACUUAGAUUUGGUGAUAGACUUUUCUAUGAGGACUGGUGGACUACAUCCCAGUUUUCAAAAUACUACAGAGCAUGGAAUUUAGUUGUGCAUUCGUGGCUUCGAGAUCAUAUCUACAAACCGAUUGCGCCAUCUGCCGGAAAAGUGCUUGCUACUUUCAUUGUGUUUUUUAUAUCAUCUGUAGCACACGAGAUGGUUUUAGCACUAUCAUUUGGCUUCUUCUAUCCAGUUCUUCUGAUGGAAUUUGGAGUGCUAGGACUCUUGUUGCUGCCCCUCACAGAUGCGAUUGGCCGUCGAUUUCCACAUACUCUAAAUUUACUAAUGUGGUUAAGUUUUUUCUUUGGAAAUGGACUAUUAUGGAGCCUGUAUCCAAUGGAGUAUUUCGCUCGCCAAAAUUGCCCACCAUCGGAAAGGGACAGCUUUUUCAUGCCAAAAUCCUGGUCAUGUCCAGAGAUCAUUUUGAAACCCAACUGGACAUUCCAAAAUCCAUUUGACAUUAUACAUUAGUGUUGCAAUGCCUAUAGUUUUAUAAUGUUAAUAUUGAAAUUAUCUAUCAACAUGUGUUCACUAUGACGUUAAUUUAUUAUAUAAUUAUUAGAUUCUUACCUUAAAUAAAUUUUGAAGAACUUGUGUGCUUAUAUAUAACUUAUUAUUAUUUAUUUACUUCAUUUAAUUAAUAAUUAAAUAAAGAAGCUUAUAUAUAACUUAAGUCACGAGAUCUAGAUCUAAAACAAUAUAAGUACUUAUAUACAAUAUAAGCACCUCAUUGAACUUUAUUUAAACCACGCCUAGCAAAUAUCAAAUAACAAGAAGGUAUCGAUAUCUAGUAGGUAGGUAUUGAAUACUUAGAUAUCAUUAAUGACAAUUAGCUAGUCAACAGUCUGAAUAUAUUUUUAGUAUAUACCUACCUAUUUUCUCUUAUUUGUUAAUAAUUAAUUAUAAUUAAAAAAUUGUGUCCUGUACUGAUUAGCUAUACAACUAAAUAAACUUAUAACAAAUCAAACAGCGUAUUUUUUUAAUUAACAUUAUAUUUAGAUAAAGAAAUACAAAUGUUUUAUAAGGAUAAUUAUAAAAUUGUCUGCGUUAUAAAAGAAUAUUUUUAUCGCUCUUUCAUCUUGUGUACGAUAUAAAUGAUUAGAUAAUAGGAAUUAUUAUAACACUAAUAAAUGCUUAAUUACACGCAUCUUUACUGUCUUUACUACCUAUAUAAUCUGACACAUGGAGAUACCCAUAGACUAAUAACAUCUAGAUAAAGUGUCUCACUACUGGUGCUCGAAAAAACAGCCUUCUUUAUUAAUUAAAAAAUAAUUAAUAAUCUUAA
Galleria mellonella (greater wax moth) is the source of this 2403-nucleotide messenger RNA. Its product is annotated as sterol O-acyltransferase 1. Gene Ontology annotation, cellular component: endoplasmic reticulum membrane. The transcript is spliced from 10 exons. The record is from RefSeq and is a predicted model, not a curated record. Lineage: Eukaryota; Metazoa; Arthropoda; Insecta; Lepidoptera; Pyralidae. Gene Ontology annotation, biological process: cholesterol metabolic process. The coding region runs from base 183 to 1589 and encodes 468 amino acids.